AGGAGAAUCAGAAGCGCCCCUUUAGGAUUUUCCAACUCUCUCCAGAGACAGUUGCUCUAGGGCAGAGCCCCUCUGGUGGCGUCCUGGAGAGCUGUCUCCAAGCCCUGGCUUGAGCCCGUUCCAGGUCUGAGAAAUUUUUACAUCACGUCCUCAUACCGGUGGUUCUGGUUUUUCAACCGUGCAUGGAUCAGAGGGAACCUUGGACCCAUCCCUCCCACACCAUCUUCAAUACACGCUUCUGGUUUUAUUACGUUUAGACUAAGCAAAGUCCCUGAGUACUGGCCUUGAAGUUCAGAAAUCCUGCAAAUUUAACUGCUAAGUAAAAGCACUGACGGAUAAAGGCCAUUCCCGUGCACUCCAGCGCGCGCAGGGGUCACCGGUAGGCCGAGUGGUGCCAGCGAGGAGGAAGUCUGGCUGCACUGGCAGGGUUUGUGUCGCCAGCAGCCAGCAGGGAUCUGAGGAGCAGAUUGUCGGGGUCGCUCAGGAUUGAAAGACUGGUGGAAAUCCUGUGGUGGGAGCAUGCCGGGGCUAUGGAGGCAGAGGCUUCCUUCAGCUUGGGCUUUGCUUCUCCUGCCGUUCCUGCCGCUGCUGAUGCCCGCAGCCCCCGCAGCCCACCGCGGGUCCUACAAGCCCGUGAUCGUGGUGCACGGGCUCUUUGACAGUUCAUACAGCUUCCGCCACCUGCUGGACUAUAUCAAUGAGACACACCCCGGGACUGUAGUGACGGUGCUUGAUCUCUUCGAUGGCAGAGAGAGUUUGCGGCCCCUGUGGGAACAGGUGCAAGGGUUCCAAAAGGCUGUGGCCCCCAUCAUGGAAAAGGCCCCUGAAGGGGUGCACCUCAUCUGCUACUCCCAGGGAGGCCUGGUGUGCCGUGCUUUGCUGUCUGUCAUGGAUAACCACAAUGUGGACUCUUUCAUCUCCCUCUCCUCUCCACAGAUGGGCCAGUAUGGAGACACUGACUAUUUGAAGUGGCUCUUCCCCACGUCCGUGCGGUCUAACCUCUAUCGGGUCUGCUAUAGUCCUUGGGGCCAGGAAUUUUCCAUUUGUAACUACUGGCACGAUCCUCACCACGAUGACUUGUACCUCAAUGCCAGCAGCUUUCUGGCCCUCAUCAAUGGGGAAAGAGACCAUCCCAAUGCCACUGCAUGGCGGAAGAACUUCCUUCGUGUGGGCCGUCUGGUGCUGAUUGGGGGUCCCGAUGAUGGAGUCAUCACUCCCUGGCAAUCUAGCUUCUUUGGUUUCUAUGAUGCCAACGAGACAGUCCUGGAGAUGGAGGAGCAGCCGGUGUAUCUUCGAGAUUCUUUUGGGUUGAAGACGCUGCUGGCCCGGGGGGCCAUAGUGAGGUGUCCCAUGGCUGGCAUCUCUCACACCACGUGGCACUCCAACCGCACGCUCUAUGAUACUUGCAUUGAGCCGUGGCUCUCCUGAAGAUAUCCUCAGGGAUCUCCAGGAAUUCCCCAGCCCAGAGAUCAAGUGGUGGCCUUGGGAAGUGGAUGCCAGGCUCUGGCAUGCCUGCGACCACUUUGUCGCUCCCACACUGCCCCACCCCCACCAGGGCUCCUUGAAUCCCUCCCCACCUCUGCUCCUCUGUGAAUGACAAGUCCUGGUCCCCUACCUCAUGUCCUCACUUGGGGACGCCUCCACGCUCUCCCUUUCUGCCAUGGCUGAGGUUGGGAAGCACCAGGUUUUUAAACUGUGGCUACACCGCUGCUGCUGCUGUUGCUUCUCCGGGUCUGGCUGUACCGGAGGAGAACCCAGCCCCUGCCCACCUCAGGGGUCUUCUUCCAGGCCACUCAGGACAUUUUUAGCUUCUGUUAUCCCCAUGUCCCUCUUUUCUCAACUUCCUGUGGCUAGCCUCCCCACCAAGAGGGGCACCCAUAAGAGGGGGUGUUCUGAGGCUCCCCUAUGGGGACAAUUCCACUUUUGAAGUGUCAGUGUUGGGGAAUAUCUGUGGCCUGCAAGGCCCAUCUCAGGUUUGGGGAUCCCCCAGUCCCUAUGAUCAGUGUUGGGGUAUCCCCUGGGAGCCUAGGUUCUUUGAGGCCCCAGCCCCUCUUUUAACUACCCUUGAGCGGGUGGUCCCUGUAUUUAUAGAAAUAAAAGAUCCAUUUCCUCAG
Molecule: messenger RNA, 2114 nt
Organism: Mus pahari (shrew mouse)
Lineage: Eukaryota; Metazoa; Chordata; Mammalia; Rodentia; Muridae
Gene: Ppt2
Product: palmitoyl-protein thioesterase 2
Exons: 9
Coding region: 520-1428 (302 amino acids)
Cellular component (GO): lysosome
Molecular function (GO): palmitoyl hydrolase activity; thiolester hydrolase activity
Source: RefSeq, a predicted model, not a curated record